AGAAAUCGAAACUCUCGUUGGACUCAGAGAGAAGACGAAACAAGGUCAAUGCACAACGGAGCGCAAUUUUCGUCGAAACUUAUUUCCGUUACAGUGCAGCUCACGCCAAAUGAGGGUCCCAGACUCCCAUGGAUUCUAACUGCGGAAUCUUCCAAAUGACAGUGGAUUAUCUCUUUCAAAAUUUGUCUACAGACACUGUCUAACGGUAAUUGUUGUGACAGUUCAAGUUUGCCUAAUUGAAUACAAUUAAAAAAAAUUCAAUCACAUGGCAAAGAGUGGCCAAUGAUUUGCAGCCAGCAGCACUGGAGUACACAACAUCCCACCAACCUUCACCUUGCCAACGUCCCUGCCAUUUGACCCGACAUGACCCACUUUCCAGAAUAAAACGUACACUGCCAUAUGACCAUCUGCUGGUAAACGUGAAGCCGAAGACUUUUCUUUCUUCUGAACAAUUUAGCAGCUCCGUCUCUGUCUUUUGAUGGAGAGGGCGUAAAAUUUUAUUUUCCCGCACAAUGAAGAAGAAGAUUCACUAUCAUCAUCAGAAACAGAAAUCUUGUUGUAAUUGCAAAUGGAGGCAGGUCGUAUUAGGGUUAAUGGGUGCAAUAACAGCAGGGCUGAUUAUGUUACAGGUGCUUUACAUGCCGCAAAGUCUGAAGAAUCACUACUUCAAUUUCGCUGCCGCCUCACCCAAAAUUGCAUUUCUCUUCAUUGCAAGGAAUCGCCUUUCCCUUGACUUUGUCUGGCAGAGAUUUUUCCAGGGAGCUGAGGAAUCCAAGUUCUCAAUUUAUAUUCAUUCAAGACCAGGAUUUGUGUUCAGUAAAGGAACAACAAGGUGUAAAUACUUUUAUGGGCGGCAGCUGAGUGACAGUAUACAGGUAGAUUGGGGAGAAGCAAGCAUGAUUGAGGCAGAGCGCAUUUUACUUAGGAAAGCCCUUCAGGAUCCACUUAAUCAGCGGUUCGUUUUUGUCUCAGAUAGCUGCGUACCACUAUACAACUUCAGCUAUAUAUAUGACUAUAUAAUGUCUUCCCCAAAAAGUUUUGUUGACAGCUUCAGUGACACAAAAGAAGGGCGUUAUAAUCCCAAAAUGUCUGGGGUAAUCCCUGUGGAGAAAUGGAGAAAAGGUUCUCAGUGGGCUACUUUAAUCAGAAAGCAUGCGGAAGUUGUAGCUGCAGACAAUGCAGUUUUUCCUGCAUUUCAACUGCAUUGUAAGAGGAAACCACUUCCAGAAUUCUGGAGACAGGAGGCAGUUGUUGCAGAUACCUCAAAAAUUCACAAUUGUAUACCAGAUGAACAUUAUGUGCAAACCUUACUAGCAAUGAAAGGGCUUGAAGGAGAAAUUAACCGCCGUACAGUAACAUACACACUCUGGAAGGCUGGGAAGGCACGCGAAAGGCAAGGUUGGCAUCCAAUGACAUUCAAAUAUGCAGAUGCUACUGCCAAUCUUACAAGCGAUAUAAAGGGCAUUGAUCAUAUAUAUUAUGAGACAGAAUAUCGAACAGAAUGGUGCAGCACCAAUGAGAAAUUUUGUCCAUGCUUUCUAUUUGCAAGGAAGUUUUCACGAGGUGCUGCAUUUCACCUUUUAAACCAGACAUUGCUUGUUGUUUAGAAAGAACAAGAUGUAUGCGAGCAAGGAGGCCAUAUGUUUGGGAUAACUACAAAGGUUGGAAGAUCAUUGGACAAUCCCUUGAAGGAUUGAUCCUUCAUAUCAUAUAGAUAUAGUGCAAGAAGAAUGAACAACGAGGAAUUAUAGAGAGCGACAUAUUAUUCAGGGCCCAGGCCAAGGCCAUCUUUAGAAAAUUGGCCUGAUAUGGUAUUCAGCCAGUGAUUUUUCAACACCGGUUGAAAAGCUUAAGCAAAUAUUUGUGAAGAUGCUAACAUGGUAAUGACAACGAAAGGCAAAAGGAGGAGCAAAUAAGGUGUCAUAAGUCUCACACAUAAUGGAGGGAAUACUGAUGCCCCCACAACCCCCGUGCAGGCCAUUUUUCAGCACCUUUAAAGUAAAAUGAUAAAUGUGUGUACAGAUAACUGUUUAUUCCAAUCUUACAGAAUUUUUUAAUAAUUUUGUACUUUAUUUUCAUUAUUAAUUGGUUUGCCCGGAAUUUUUUUAAGUGCAUAUAUACCCAAUUGAUACACGAUUAUUAUUGCCUCAAA
Messenger RNA from Cryptomeria japonica (Japanese cedar), 2152 nucleotides. RefSeq names its product glycosyltransferase BC10. Gene Ontology annotation, cellular component: membrane. The coding region runs from base 513 to 1607 and encodes 364 amino acids. The transcript has 11 exons. The record is from RefSeq and is a predicted model, not a curated record. NCBI's taxonomy places the organism in Eukaryota, Viridiplantae, Streptophyta, Pinopsida, Cupressales, Cupressaceae. Gene Ontology annotation, molecular function: glycosyltransferase activity.